AUGGCCUCUCAUGUGGUAAUACUUAUACCUGGAGGAAAAAGACAAACAGUAAAGACAACUCCUACAAUGCCAUUGAAGCAGAUCGUCAAACUCGUAUGCGAUAAACAAGGUUAUUCAGAUGUAGACAAGUAUGGCUUAAAACAGAAUAAGACCAUCUUAGAUCUUUCCCUUUCUAUUCGAUUCGCCAAUCUUGCUCCGGGCGCAAAACUUGAAUUGAUUCGAGUAACUACGCCAAAGGUUCAUAGCGAGGUUACAAUUGCUCUGCAAAUGGAUGACGGAGGAAGAAUCAUUGGAAAGUUCCCACCGAUAACAACUUUUUGGGAGAUAUUAUUACACUUUGAAAAUACAUCCCAGGACAGGCAAAUUACUUAUAUUACUUCUAGAUCAUUGAAUCUUACAAAACGAACGGCACCAGCACCUCAAAUUAAGAAAACAAUUUGGAAAAAGAUGGGUGGCAAAUCGAAUGAUAAAUUUUUUUAUCAACAACCUGUGUGCUUAUUAUUAAAUCAAGAGUAUGGGACUAUUCCAUUACUUAAAUCAACUACAUUACAAUCUGCUGGAAUUACUUCUGGAAAUGCGGCAUUACGUAUUUUAUUUCGACACACCGAAUUAAGCCUCGAUGAUGUUUUGGAAGAAAUUAAUACUCCAAUACAGUCAUCGACUUCAGCGAAUCCAGUUAAGGACUCAGGGACAUUGGUUCAACCAACAAUUCCACCCAUAUCAUCCACUUCAAAAGUGGAACAGAUUGAAAAAAUUGAUUUAAUGAAACCAGUUGAAAAAACGGUUGAUCCAGCGAAAACUGUUGAAGGGACGGUUGAUUCAACGAAACCAGUUGAAGGAAUAGUUGAUCCAACGAAACCAGUUGAAGGAAUGGUUGGUCCAAAGGAACAAGUUGAAGAAACGAUUGAUCCAACGAAACCAGUUGAAGGAAUGGUUGAUCCAAUGGAACAAGUUGAAGAAACGAUCGAUCCAACGAAACCAGUUGAAGGAAAAAAUGACCCAAUGAAAUCAGUUGAAGAUCCAAUGGAGACUGAAGAAACAACUGUUCCAAUGGAACAAAUCGAAGAAAUGAUUGUUCCAAUGAAACCAGCUGAAGAGACGAUUUAUCCAAUGGAAAAUAUUAACGCUACGACUGAUUCACAGAUUGAAGAAACAGUUCCAUUAAUAUCAUCCACUUCAAAAAUGGAACCAAUUGAUAUGCAAAUAGAAACUGGGACUACUAAAACAGAAAUUGAACCAUCUUCUAUUAUACAAUCCAAUUCAGAAACGAAUACGAACGGAUCUAUUAAAGGGCAGUUUUCCAGGGAUGUUAAAGUGUUUAAUCCCCCGCCAGAAAAUGUAACAAUAUCAACACAGAAUUCUUUUUAUGAAUUGACUCCUUCAGAAUUACAAUUUUUAUUGGCAAAUCAAAGCUCGAAACGAAAAGCCGAAGAGAAUGCUGGAUUCAAAACACAUUCUAUAAGAGAACAAGAAGAAAAGGCAAGGGAACGUAAAUAUCCGAAGACAUUAAUUCGAGUAAGGUUCCCAGAUAGCUUUCAAAUACAAAUGGCCUUUUUAUCCAAAGAAACAGUUGGACAAUUAUAUGAGUUUGUUAGAGGAGCAUUGCGAACUCCACAGCGCGAAUUUUAUUUAU
Messenger RNA from Funneliformis mosseae, 1633 nucleotides. Lineage: Eukaryota; Fungi; Glomeromycota; Glomeromycetes; Glomerales; Glomeraceae. The record is from the annotation of a GenBank genome assembly.